Molecule: messenger RNA, 1824 nt
Organism: Triticum aestivum (bread wheat)
Lineage: Eukaryota; Viridiplantae; Streptophyta; Magnoliopsida; Poales; Poaceae
Exons: 2
Coding region: 672-1388 (238 amino acids)
Source: RefSeq, a predicted model, not a curated record
GAAGCCUGACAACAUUUUCCCUCAAAGAAAGAACCUAAGCGACUACGCAUAAGAUCGGUCGAGCGAUGGAGCAAGAGAGCGACCGGACAAAAAUGCUGCCCGACGACGUGCUCGCGGGUGUCCUCACCCGCCUCGCUCCACGCAGCCUCGCCACGUCCCAGUGCGUUUGCAAGACGUGGCGGGGCAUCAUCGACGACCACCGCGCGUUGCGCAACAUCUUCCUCCCGAACUCAUUGGCUGGUAUCUUCAUCAACUUCAACGAGCUAACGUAUGCGGAAUUCUUCUCCCGCCCAUCGCCCAUCAAGGUUGUUGGGGGCGGCGAAAGGCUCGCCAACCGUGUGGAGGAUCACUGCAACGGUCUUCUCUUGCUUUACGAUGCGGUGGCUAACCCAAUUAGAGGAUGGGAGGCACCCUUGCCACCGCGGCCGCCCCAAAGCCUAUGGGCGGAGUGCUUCUUCGAGGAUUCCUAUCUUGUGUUUGAUCCUACGGUGUCAUCGGACUAUCAUGUGUUCUUGAUACCUCGUAUUCCGUAUAUCGAGCUUGACAUAGAGCCAUUUGAAGACCCCGUGGUUGAGAUUGACCCCGUGGUGUUAGAAUCGGAAUGGCCACCUACUUCAUGGACCCUGCUGGUCUUCUCGUCGUUGAAUGGGUAAUGGGAGGAAAGAAUAUUCAUGCGACAAGGGGAGGCUGCGGGGAUUGUGUCUGACUUGGCAACAGACUAUUCAUGGGAUAAGCGUCACGCCGUCUAUUGGUGUGGUGCAUUAUAUGUGCAUUGCGAAAAAUAUUUUGUUAUAAGGUUGUCAUUAUCAGAUAACACAUAUCAUGUCAUUAAACCACCAAAAAGUCUUGAAUCCGAGAGUUUCCCGAAUUGUUAUCUUGGGAAUUCGAAGAAAGGGGUGUAUUAUGCCUUGCUACUUGAAAAUGGAUGCAAGUUGCAGGUGUGGGUCCUUAAUGAAUCACAUGGACAUAAGGAGUGGAUCCUAGAGAAGCAUGAUAGGGACCUCAAGUUACCUUUGCCAUGUCUAAACAAUGGUCCAUGGAUUCUAGAAGAUGUUAACUACAAUGAAGAAAAGUACAUUCAGCAUUACGAUGAAACCAACGCAGUAGAAGAGGAUUUUGAAUGGAACUCUGAUAACGAUGUCUUAGAUACAGAAGAUACGAUCAACAAGGGUGGCUAUGAUUCAAUUCUUGGAUUUCAUCCUUUCAAAGAGAUCGUCUUUCUGAGCAGAAAAUUGGACAGAAAUUUGAGCAGGGGAUUGGCAUACCAUUUGAAUACCUCGAAGAUUGAAGACUUGGGUAACUUAUGCCCAAAGGAUUACGAUGAUAUUACUGGCCAACGUGGACGUAUUGAAGCAUCUUUUAUGUACACACCUUGUUGGGUGAAAUAGUUCCCUACUAGAAAGGUCCCUAUAUAAAACAGAAAAUUGUAUUGGCUAUUAGGUGCAAACUAUUUUGUACAACUAGAUGAUACCCCGCGCGUUGCUGCGGAAAUUAUGUAUCAGCGCAUACCUUAAUUCAUAGUCAGUGUAACAAAUAAAAAAAUAUGGAUCAAAGUGAUUACCCUAUAAACCGGAACAAUAUGUUAAGGAUUUGGUAUGGCACAAUUGCAAGUAGAUGCUGGCCGAAGAGUAUUAAUGACAUUUUUCUUGAUUACAAAUGAAGGCGGUCGCUCUAGUGAUAAAGUAAUUCUAAAUUUAGGCAACCUAUAAUUACUAAUUUUUGGUAGAAUCUGUAGUCUAGUUUGUAAGAAGCUGCAUGCGUUGUUGAUGAUGUAGCAUGUUAGGUCGUCUAUAAGGAAAUUCUCAAAGAAAUAACAAAGGAUAC